Nymphaea colorata (pocket water lily) is the source of this 1770-nucleotide messenger RNA. Its product is annotated as receptor-like cytosolic serine/threonine-protein kinase RBK1. Gene Ontology annotation, biological process: protein phosphorylation. Lineage: Eukaryota; Viridiplantae; Streptophyta; Magnoliopsida; Nymphaeales; Nymphaeaceae. Gene Ontology annotation, molecular function: protein kinase activity; ATP binding. The record is from RefSeq and is a predicted model, not a curated record. Bases 214 to 1629 code for a protein of 471 amino acids. The transcript is spliced from 9 exons.
CCUCCUACCUUUCUUCCUUCCGCUUUCUCUUUCGGUUUCUCCAUUGCCUGACUGUGAAACAGUUGGGAAGCAGACAAGCUUGAUGCAUAAGCUGCAUAUAUGUGGGUUUCAGAUCCAUUGAGUGUUUGGAAAGAAGGAAGUCGGUCUUAGAAGAACUCAUCCGGUUCUGAGUUGGUAGUUAAGACCAAGUAAAGCUCUGCCAAUCAACACGUAAUGGAAGAAAUUGCAGGGUUUCGCGAAACAAAUAUGGAAAAGGAAGAAUUUUUUAUGAAGUACUUCAAUUCUGAUAGCGGCACUAAUGAGCACGGCUCCCCCAGGACGGUUGUAGGAGGCUCUGCCUUGGUGCUUUACUCAGACGACAGCAGAAGUACCAGUAGCAGUAGCAGCAGAGGAAGCGCCGCCUCUGUAGAGAAGCCUACCAGCUCAGAGCGAUCACAAUGGAGGACUCUGUUCCAUAUGUGGAAAACCAAGUCCAUGAGAAGGCUCGCGACAUUCCCGCCGGUGGGAUACCCUCCCUUCAGAAGGAAGAACCCUCGCCGGAUUGUGGCUCGCCGGUGCCCAUCGGAGGAAGAUGAUGCAGGCGCUCUUGGAGCGUUCUCCAUCUCGAAGCCAUCAUGGAGGAGCUUUGACUAUGACGAACUUGCUUCUGCUACCGAUAACUUCAGCACUGAGAGGCUGCUCGGAAAGGGCGGACAUGCAGAGGUGUACAGGGGAUGCCUGGCUGAUGGGCAGCUUGUGGCGAUCAAGAGAUUGACAAAGGGGAGCUCAGAGGAGGAGAGAGUUGGGGAUUUCUUAUCUGAACUAGGGAUCAUUGCACAUAUAGACCACCCAAAUGCUGCUCGCUUAAUUGGGUUUGGAAUUGAAGGAGGUCUUCAUCUGGUUCUGCAGUUCUCCCCUCAUGGCAGCUUAGCAUCCAUGCUUCAAGGAUCAAAGCGAAAAAUGGAGUGGGGAAUCAGGUACAAGAUUGCGUUGGGGAUUGCAGAAGGACUGACAUACCUGCAUGAGGGAUGCCAACGGCGUAUAAUCCACAGGGACAUCAAAGCAUCUAAUAUCUUGCUAACAGAGGAUUACCAGCCCCAGAUAUCAGAUUUCGGGCUAGCAAAAUGGCUACCGGAGAACUGGACACACCACGUGGUGUCGCCCAUCGAGGGCACCUUUGGGUACAUGUCACCCGAGUACUUCAUGCACGGGAUUGUGGAUGAGAAGAUUGAUGUGUUUGCCUUUGGGGUCUUGCUUUUGGAGCUCAUCACCGGGAGACGUGCUGUAGAUUCAUGCAGGCAGAGCCUUCUCAUGUGGGCCAAACCUCUGCUUGGUAGCAAGAAUGUGAGAGAAUUGGCGGACCCGAGCCUCGGGACCGACUAUGAUCGGCAGGAAAUGGAGUGGGCUGUGUCGACCGCGUCUAUGUGCGUUCACUACUUGGCCGCGUCAAGGCCACGAAUGAGUCAGGUCGCGAGUCUGCUGAGAGGGGAGAGAAGCGGCGCGAGCGCGGAGCCGAUGGGGAAAGGAGCGCAGCGCAAGCCAAGCAGCGGCCGGACGCUCUUGCUGAACGCCUCGGACGUGGACGAAUACUCUUCCUCGAGAUACCUCAAUGAUCUCAAUCGCUACGAGCAACUCGCUUUGGAAUUCUAGGGUUUUCACAUCUUCUCUUUUCUUCAUUUUUCCUUUUUUCUUUCUUGUAUUGAGAAUUGUGGUUUCCUGAAAGUCCACGGUUUAUAAAUGUAAAGGAAAAGUAAGGUGCCUCAGAAUUCUUGAAAAGGCAUUUGAGGGUUU